AUGUUCUCUACAACAAAGGCGGCUUCUGUUUUGCGUUCAACUAUCAAUGUUGCUCGUCGUACCUAUGCCAACUCUUCAGGCUACGAAUCAACCUAUAAGAACUUGUUAAUCAAUAAAAAUACCAAGGUUAUCUGUCAAGGUUUUACUGGUAAACAGGGUACUUUCCAUUCACAACAAGCUAUUGACUAUGGCACCAAAAUGGUAGGCGGUGUCUCUCCUAAGAAAGCCGGUCAGACUCACCUUGGUCUACCUGUCUUUGGUACAGUUCGUGAGGCUGCUGAAGCCACAAAGGCUGAUGCUAGUGUCAUCUAUGUCCCUCCUCCCGGUGCUGCCCAAGCUAUUUUAGAAGCCGUCGAAGCAGAAAUUCCUCUCGUCGUAGCCAUCACUGAAGGUAUUCCUCAACACGACAUGAUGCGCGUCAAGCAAGCCUUGAUGACUCAAUCCAAGACUCGUCUUGUCGGCCCUAACUGUCCUGGUAUGAUUUCUGCUGAACAAUGCAAGAUUGGUAUCAUGCCUGGUUCCAUCUUGAAGCGUGGUAAGGUCGGUAUUGUUUCUCGUUCUGGUACUUUGACCUAUGAAGCUGUGCAACAAACAACCGAUACCAAUUUGGGUCAAACCCUUUGUGUCGGUAUUGGCGGCGAUCCUUUGAAUGGUUCCAAUUUCAUUGAUUGUUUGAAGGUAUUCUUGGAAGAUGACGAGACAGAAGGCAUCAUUAUGAUUGGUGAGAUUGGUGGUACUGCUGAAGAAGAAGCAGCCGACUUCUUAACUCAAUACAACUUGUCCAAAGAGAAACCCAAGCCCGUUGUCUCCUUCAUUGCUGGCUUGACCGCUCCUCCUGGUCGUAGAAUGGGCCACGCUGGUGCCAUCAUCUCUGGUGGUAAAGGUGGCGCCGGUGAUAAGAUCAAGGCUUUGGAAAAGGCUGGUGUUAUCGUCACUCCUUCACCCGCUAAAUUGGGUGUUACUUUGAAGCAAGCUAUGCAAGAUGCUGGUCUCGUCUAA
Molecule: messenger RNA, 999 nt
Organism: Mycotypha africana
Lineage: Eukaryota; Fungi; Mucoromycota; Mucoromycetes; Mucorales; Mycotyphaceae
Product: succinyl-CoA ligase subunit alpha
Exons: 5
Coding region: 1-999 (332 amino acids)
Biological process (GO): tricarboxylic acid cycle
Cellular component (GO): mitochondrion; succinate-CoA ligase complex (ADP-forming)
Molecular function (GO): succinate-CoA ligase (ADP-forming) activity; succinate-CoA ligase (GDP-forming) activity
Source: RefSeq, a predicted model, not a curated record